CUGUAAACAUGGCGGACGUUCAGAGGCGUCAACGUCGGGAGGAAGAAAGGCGCUGCGUUCAGAAUGAAGCAAUGUGAGCCAAGGAAUGAAGCGGCUGGGAUGGCGGACCAAACGUUAACGGUACUCCUCAAACUUUUAGCAGCGGCCUUUUAUGGAGUCAGCUCUUUCCUUAUAAUUGUAGUGAACAAGAGUGUCCUGACCAAUUACAGGUUCCCCUCUUCGAUAUGUGUUGGCAUUGGUCAGAUGCUGGCAACAGUUGUUGUGUUACGGGUGGGAAAGGCUCUCCGGGUGAUCACCUUUCCAGAAUUUGAUGGUAGCAUACCUAGAAAGACAUUUCCGCUACCUCUUCUAUAUGUUGGAAAUCAAAUAACAGGACUCUUUGGGACAAAAAGACUUAACCUGCCAAUGUUUACAGUAUUGAGGAGGUUUUCUAUUCUCUUCACAAUGCUGGCGGAGGGUUUCUUGUUAAAGAAGAAAUUCUCCCGGCCAGUUCAGCUGACAGUAUUUACUAUGAUUCUAGGGGCCUUUGUUGCCGCAAGCGCUGACUUGGCUUUUGACCUGCAAGGGUAUUUGUUCAUUUUAAUGAACGAUGUCUUAACUGCUGCCAAUGGAGCUUUUGUGAAACAGAAACUUGACUCUAAGGAGCUGGGAAAGUAUGGCCUGCUCUAUUACAAUGCUUUAUUUAUGAUUCUUCCAACACUGCUAUUAGCACAUGUCACAGGAGAUAUGGAUAAGGCUUUUGAAUAUGAAGGCUGGACAGAUGCGCUUUUUAUAGGUCAAUUCAUUCUCUCUUGUCUAAUGGGGUUCGUUUUAAUGUACUCCACUGUACUUUGCACUCAGUAUAAUUCUGCGCUAACUACUACUAUCGUCGGCUGCCUAAAAAAUAUAUUAGUGACGUAUAUUGGAAUGGUGUUUGGAGGAGAUUACAUUUUCUCAUGGACUAACUUCAUUGGUCUGAACAUCAGUAUUGCUGGCAGUCUGGUGUAUUCCUACAUUACCUUCACAGAGGAGCAGACCACCAAACAGAGCGAGAAUGCCAUCAAACUAGAGGUCAAAGGGAAAGUGUCUGUAUGAGCAGUGGUUUGAUGUUCGUUUAUAAUCCAGAAAGGCUUUAUUUUUGAGUUCUUGUAUUUCUUGCAAGAGUAAGAAGUCACUCCUUUUGUUUUUAUUAUUUCAUGAAGAAGAUCUUGACUGUAAAAGGACAUCAUCUCAAAUGAAAGAUUAGGUCAAGUUUCAAACCUACUGGAAUGCGUCAUUCCAGAGUAAAUAUUUGCCUGUUCAUUUUCACUUCUGUUUAGAAGUGGUGUCUGUGUUACUAACUGAUGGUUUGUGUCCUGCAGUGUUGGACGCUUGCCACAAAUUGGGAAUGAGGACUGUCAUUAGUGUUGAAACAUCUGUUGUAUUGUCUAUUGAAGAGUACUUUUAAAAGUCAGUAAGGCUAUUUAUUUUUAUGUGCGUUUUUGUUUUUUAUUGCUAGGAUUGUAGAUUGGGUUUUAUUGUGGGGAAAGGUUUAUUCUAGCUAUAAAUAGGAAGAUAAGUAUAAAUUGUUUAACUAACAACGAGUUUUACGGGAACGUUCCUUCAAGCCCUGAAUGAUGAAUGGAAAGUUAAUGUUUGAGUGUGUAAAAUAAGGUACAUGUCAAGUAGAUGUUUUAUUUGAGUUUUGAUAACAAGCUUUAAAGAUCAAUAUUUUGUGUUAAGCAUUCACAGUGUUACUCAGUGUUAAACUGGACGAAUAAAAAAAAAAACUGCUUUUUAAUUUUUUUGUAUUUGAGAAUGGGAUGCAGUAACUGUUUUGUAUUGAUGGAAUCAUGGUACAGGAAAAAUGGUGUAGUAAUUGCACUUUAAUAGUUUACAGGCUUUCUCAUUUGUCAGUGGCUUCAAAUGGAUAUUAGUUUUUGGAAGAACAUUGUAAUCCAAUAUUCACAAGCAUUUCAGUAUUUCGAUUUGUCUUGUUUAAAGUUGCUGCCUUUGGGUGAAUCAGAAAGAGAAAUGAGAAUGUUUCCUACAUUUAUGUCUGAUGUAUUUUUGACAAUUGCAAAAGGCUAGUCUGAAAAUAUCACACAUUUCUCAGUUAUUUCAUGUGCUAUACUUGUACAUCUGUAAAAUCUGAUGCAUUCUGUGGUUACUGAAUGAAAGUCUGUUUUCAUUCAUGUAUGCCACUUUCUGGAACACUUUUGUUUAUUGCUUAGGGAUUCAAGUUUUAUGGAUGAUGUCCAUUUUUGUGCUUUAUUUUUCAGCACUGAUGAUGACAUGUUGCUGCAGAAGUAUUUCAUGUGUUUUCAACAUUUUCAACUUGUAUUUUUUAUUGUAUUAUAUCCAUGUUUCUAUUGAUUUCACUUAAAGAAGCAUUUCUUUAUCAAAUUCAUAUCUGCAAAUUCUCAGUGAUUGUAUCAGUGAGAAACGGGAAGUGUAUAACAUUUAAAAUACCUCAGCUCAAAGAAUAUGUAUUUUAUUUCAUUUUCCGAUGCUAACCAAAAUAAAAUCUCCUUUUUAAUUUUUCA
Carassius auratus (goldfish) is the source of this 2504-nucleotide messenger RNA. It is a transcript of the gene slc35d1a, whose product is annotated as solute carrier family 35 member D1a. The transcript is spliced from 12 exons. NCBI's taxonomy places the organism in Eukaryota, Metazoa, Chordata, Actinopteri, Cypriniformes, Cyprinidae. Bases 64 to 1074 code for a protein of 336 amino acids. The record is from RefSeq and is a predicted model, not a curated record.